GACGACCCGCAAGUCGUGAUCGGGGCCAGCGAGGGCCAUGGCGUGCCCAUCAAGCGCAGCAUUGCCGAGCUGUACAUCCGCGUCUUCUCGCACAUGCCGAUCGACGAGGUCAUCGAGCGCAAGAACAGCAAAUCGCCCGAGGACAGCCACUUCAGGCAGCAGGUGCAGCAAGCGGAAACUUCUUGGGCGAACCGCGCCAACCGCACCGCGCUUGACACGGUCGGCCUCACGGCGCGCGGCGACAGCGUCUCGGUGGACUGCGGCAGCGUCGUCAAGGUGAAGCGCAAGGUUGCCGUCCUCAACAAGGCUGACUUCAAGUACUACCAUGACGGCCACGAGCCCUUGCAGCGCCUGGUGCGCCACCACCCCACGAUGCUGCUUCCAGUUCGGGGCGGCGCAGCGGGGGAGACCGAAAAAGUAUGGCUGUUCGAGCUCUUCCCUGGGGCGCGUCGCACCAUGAGCUUUGCCACGUUCCACAAGGUCACCGCUGGGGCGCACCCCGUGCGCCCAGACGACGUGUUCUACGAUGGCCAGGUCCUCGAUUUCUUGAACUCGGGGCUCAGCAACCAGAAAACAGAAUUCGAUUCGGAGCUGGUUGCGAAGGACUUGCCGUGCAUCAGCGCCACGAGGGGGAAGCUCGACCUGGCCCCGAUCAAGCUCCACACCGCCGAGUUCAGGCGCUUCUCUUUGAAGAGCCCAGGGUCAGGUGACAAUGAGGCCUCGCCUGGCGGCCCCGAUGACGACACCUUGGACGAUGCAGCGUCUCUGGCGGCUUCUACUGCGCUUGGCGUUGUCAGCACGGCGGGCGGGGACUCGAGUGGGAGGUCUGGCCCAUACAAGCACAUCAAGAAUUUGGAUUGCGAGACGGAGAUGGUGAAGGGGAACUUGGGCAACUUCCUCCACCAUGCCUCCAGGUGGUUGCGCGAGAACGGCACUAGCCCGAAGUGGUCCGCUGGCGUCCAGGAGCUGAAGGCUCAGGUCAAAAAGUUCGAGAUGGCCCACAUUGCAUCUGUGGCCCACCAGGACAACUACGGGGAUGACGAGUUGGCGAAAGCUGUUCGGUAUUUGAUCCAGAUCGACGGGGCGCUGCCCGACGCCGUGAACCUCAAACUGUGCAUGAGGGCAGCGAGGCGGAUGAUGAGCACCGUGCGGGACGCCGAUACGUUCAAGGCGUUCUUCGAAUGCACCUUGCCGCACGACCCUGGCCACGCCGCUCCAUUCGACAGCUGUUCGCCAGUAUUGAGCGCGCUGGAGAUGGACCCAGAGAUCAAGAUCACCGCCUUCAACACCUGCUUCGUGGACUCGUGGCUCUGCCCCGCCAUUGAGGCUGGCAAAGGCUCGCACUCGAUCGUCACCGCUGCCAUUGCCCAAGUUCGUGCCAAGAUUGCUGAGAUCGUAGCUUCCGACAUGCCCGAGGCGCGCGCGCGGCUAUUCUGCUCGCUCACAGAGGUCUUCGGCGCGCUGAACGUGCUCAUUGGUGACGGCGUCGCGUUGUCCCUAGAGGAGUUCAACCUGACGGUCAAGCACCGCAUCGCGCUGCUGUCCGACGCGAAGCCCAAGGACCCGAUCGCGCAGCCGGUCGCCCGAACGGUCCUCUCGGUGCCGUACUACAUGGACAUGCUCACCGACUUGUCGAAAACGUCGCGAGGUCUGAACUCCAUGGGCCCUCAAGUCGACCAGGUGCACAAUGCGUUGGCGACCGACUUGCCAGAACAUUCCAGCCCGACGGAGGAGUGGUGCGCCGUUUUCAAUGACAACGCGCUCGUAGCCAAGCGUGUGCUUGGCUCGAUGGCUGCGCUCGGCAGCUCCUUCGGGGAGAGCGUGAAGACACAGGCGCUGCACAAGGCGCAGGCGCUCGUCCAGGCCUUCGGGAAGCGCGUCGCUGAGGGGCGAGCAUCGCUGGAGGAGGCCAAGUGCUUCGGCGAGAUGGUCUCUUACCAAAGGGUCGCGUGGCACGAGGUGCCGUUCUUCCUCGAGGCCGAGGGCGACGCUGCCGAGCCGCUGGUCAAGCUCCAGUCGGAAGGGGAGAUGGUAAAGUUCAAGGCUGCAUUGCAAGAGUCCGCCGUUGCCGAGAGCUUGACGCAGGAGGUCCUGGAUGGUGCGAAGUCCGCGAUGGAGAAGGUCAGGGGCGUGGCCUGCGCCGACCAGGACGCGAUGAAUGAUUUGAAGAAGGUGGCCGACGGACGCAUCAAGAUCGCGGUGGACGCGGCUACGAACGGCGAGGUGUUGCGUUCGUCGGCGUUGGGCGCGCUUGCAGCUGCCCUGGGCCUUCUGCCGAAGUCCAGCCUCCACGACGGCGUGCUCGACGCCCUCAGGAAGCAGAGCGAGCUGGCGGCCCAGGUGGCCGACUUCAAGGCGAAACACUUCAAGGAUGACAGCUUGGACCUCGGCUCCGCGUAUCAGAAGCUCUCGGAUGAGAAGUUCCCCGGCCACGGGGGCACGGCUUUCAUCAAGCAGGGGGCGAUGGCAUUCUACGGCACGGUGCGCCCCCUGAUCGACGAGGUGGCCGAGCACGGGCUUCGCGAGAAGAUCCACACAUUCGUCAACACGACGGUGGCGGAGUUGAAGCAAGAGCAGGGCGGCCUCAAGAACGGCGCCGAGUGGACCCACGGGCUGGUCGGCGCCGCUGCCGACAAGCGGGGCAAGGCGCGCGCCGUCGGCAAGUCCACCUUGCUGGCGGAGGGCGUUGCCGUGGUCCUCCGCAAGAAG
This is a messenger RNA of Prorocentrum cordatum, 2709 nucleotides long. Lineage: Eukaryota; Dinophyceae; Prorocentrales; Prorocentraceae. The record is from the annotation of a GenBank genome assembly.